AUGGAAGCUGCCUUGAUCCGCAUGUUGCUGGGAACAGCGUUCGUAGGCAUGCAGUUGUCCCCGUACGUAUUAGUAGUGGCAAAUGACGAGGACCUUUAUCAAACAGCUUUGGGAAGGGACCCCGGUAUAUGCGGUGCUUGGUAUAGAAAUCCUAACAAAACGGAAGAAAUUAUGCACUGCCUACUGAAAAAGGUAUCUACACCUGUGGAAGAAAAAUGGACAAACUAUAUGGAUGAUAAUUGUUUAACAAUAACCGAACUCGUAAGCGAAAUGUGCGACCUUAGAUCAAUAAUGCACAGCAGCUACUUCAACUAUGGGACAGAGAGUUUGACAAAAAAAUACAACGACGAAGCACAAAAUGCUGGUAUAGCAUGCACAGCAGACAUAACCGGAUGGACCAUCCAACCCCCACCCAUGACUGCACCUUCCCGAGGGCGAGGUCCACGCUGA
Messenger RNA from Ixodes scapularis (black-legged tick), 450 nucleotides. RefSeq lists its product as uncharacterized. The record is from RefSeq and is a predicted model, not a curated record. The transcript is spliced from 5 exons. Lineage: Eukaryota; Metazoa; Arthropoda; Arachnida; Ixodida; Ixodidae. The coding region runs from base 1 to 450 and encodes 149 amino acids.